Paramecium octaurelia is the source of this 2290-nucleotide messenger RNA. The record is from the annotation of a GenBank genome assembly. Lineage: Eukaryota; Ciliophora; Oligohymenophorea; Peniculida; Parameciidae.
AUGUCAUUGAAUUCACGAUAUAUCAACGACAACUUAUUUAAGACUCAUCAAGAACAGCUACAAUAGACGAUAGCCCAAUUUUGUGAUUAAGUGAAUUCUAAUUCUUCAGAGAAUGACUCAUUAUUUUAUGAUGGAUUCAAGUUUUAGGCAGCACAUUAAUAAAUAUGUAUUCUAUUGCAUUUUAAUUAGCUGACCUCAUAACGCAGGUUGAGAUAAGUUCGAAGAUAGACGAAGGAAAAAGAUAGCUAUCAACAUUAAUAUUAGGUUAGGCUCAGUAGAUUCUUAAAAAUUAUAGUUCAUAACAAAACCAAAUUAAGGUUAAGAUCACAUAGUCAUUAUUCAAUUUACAAAGAGAUACGAUUAGGACAAUUUAAGAAGUGCACGAUGCAUUUAGUUUAAUAGAAUCAAUAAAGUGGCCAUGCAAAGGACAAACCUAUAAGCAGUUUGACAAACAGCUACGUGCUUUGGAGAAGCAGUGCUUCUUUUGGGAAUAAGUGUAGUUGUUAGAAAACCGAACGCCGAAUUCAAUGUGUUAGAAUGAUUUCAAAUUACGGUUAAAUGAAUGGUUUGAGCAAUUCACCAACGAUAUCAGAACGAAGAAUUUUGACAACAUGAAAAAAUCUAAAAAAGGCUAUUUGGAUACACAGUUGAAGACUGCGCAUGAAUUGUAUGUGGGAUUGGGAACCGAGAAAAAUAGAGAAGGUGCUUUACAAAUAUACAAAAGAUUGGCAGAAGAGAACCAUCCGAUAGCAUAGGCAAUUAUGGGAUAGAUUUUAAUGGAUGGUGAAGUAGGAGAAAAAGAUUAUGAUCAGGUAUUUAAUUUAAAACCAUUUGUGGUAGGCUUUUAACUACUUUAAAUUGAGUGCUGACCAAGGCCAUACAUUCAGUGUCUAUUGGGCAUCUAAAUUAAUAUUGGUAAUAGCUUAAAAGUAAUUUAAUAGGAAGAAAAAGUUUUUGACAAAUUUUUUGAAAAGGAUGAUCAAUAAAGUAGAAAAUCAAGUGUGACAGCUAUCAAAACUAAGGAUUGUGAUUUGGCAAUCAAAUUAUUAAGAAAGGCUGCCGAAUUGGAACAUGUUCCAUCAAUGAAUUAUCUGGGCGACUUAUACACCUCUGGUUUGGAAUUAUAGAAUUGUAAAAAUAAUAAUUAUAAAUAUUAAUGAUAGAUUCUUUGGAGAAGGACUAUUAGGAUGCUGAAUACUUUUAUAAACAAGCUCAAAAAAAGAAUUCAGUUGAGGCUACUUACAAAUUGUCUUUGCUUUAUUAAGAGAUGAGCAAAACUAGCUUAAACAAAGUAAGGAGUCCAUUCAGCUAUUUAAUAGAAUAGAAAGCAAUUAAUUUUUCCAUUACUCAGUCAAGCCAAGAACUAAGACUAUUUACCAGCAUUUUACGAUCUUGGAAUUUUGUUGUUAAAUGGCUUAGGGGAGGAAUUGCAGGCCAACCCUAUGAUGGCUGACUUAAUCUUCGAAUAAGGGGCACUUAGUGGUGACAUUAGGUGUGCCAAAAAAUUACUUAAUCUUCGUUUUCAAAAUUUACAGAGAGAGGAGGGUUCGAUAAACGAUUUUCUUUCUCUGUUGGAUUAGUUAGAGGAUAUUUUGAAGGAUCAAUCUAUCAUUAAUUACAUGAGAGGUAAGAUUUACUUUAAGGGGAUAUUAUGUGAGAAGAACAUGUAAAAAGCGGUCGAAUAAUUUAGGUAUUUGAAUGAAAUGAAAAUAGAAUAGGAUCAUGGAGAGGAUGUCUAAAAUGCAGAGCCUAAUUAGAGAAGAUCUUCAAGGACAAAGAGGAGUUGCCAACCAGUUCACAAUAGUCAUCACUUCAGAAACUCAACAUCUAAGGAGGAUUCAUUGAUUCAGUCAAACAGAGUGACUUAAGAAAAGCCUAUCAGAUACAGAAGGGCAAGGUUUCAUAGAACAACAAAUCAAUUCCUUUUGAACAAGAGAAUCAAUCAACUCGAUAGGAUAGACAUACCAUAAUGACGAUAAGUAUAGUUAAACCGAAUGAAGUCAAUGAUCCAGACAGAAAACGAGGGGGCUCUGAAUAUAAUAGUUUCAAAAGGGGAGAAAGCAGUGUCAUGCUUUCCUAAUUAAAACUACAGAUUCAAUCACCAUAAUAAUAACAAUAACAAUCGUCUACUAGAUUUGAUCAACAACAAUAAUCAUAAUAUGGAUCUCCUCGCCAACCCUCUUUAAUUAACAUCUCUUCAAAUUCUUCAAAGAAAGAUCGCUUUAAUUUUAGUAAAUUACCUAGCCAUCGAUCUAUUAAUUCUUCGAAAUAUCUAUUCAACUAACCUUGA